Molecule: messenger RNA, 6721 nt
Organism: Scatophagus argus
Lineage: Eukaryota; Metazoa; Chordata; Actinopteri; Scatophagidae
Gene: smarca2
Product: SWI/SNF related, matrix associated, actin dependent regulator of chromatin, subfamily a, member 2
Exons: 35
Coding region: 188-4996 (1602 amino acids)
Biological process (GO): positive regulation of transcription by RNA polymerase II
Cellular component (GO): nucleus
Molecular function (GO): histone binding; DNA binding; ATP-dependent chromatin remodeler activity
Source: RefSeq, a predicted model, not a curated record
UCCGCUGACAUUGACGAAUCAGUAAUGGCGACACAAGAAAAAGUUUAAUAUGUCAGCAAAACAACACCAAGGGGGAGUGAACUUAUGGACAGCAGUCAUAUUUUGAAGAAACAUUAUAUUUACACCGUAUUGUUUGCAGUUACAGUUCAGCCGAAAGCUGUCUGGUGUCCUCUCAGCUAUUCGGUAGAUGUCCACCCCUUCAGACACAUCAGGUGGUAUGUCCCAUCCUGGCCCUUCUCCGGGGGCAGGUCUAUCCCCAGGACCCAUCUUGGGUCCCAGCCCUGGACCAGACCCCUCACCAGGCUCUGUUCACAGUAUGAUGGGACCUAGUCCUGGACCUGGAACACCUAACGCACCUCACAGCAUGCAGGGACAGGGGCAAAGUGAUUACUCUCAGGACAGCAUGUAUCCUAUGCACAAGACCAUGGAGGGGAUGAAUGACAAGACAAUGGCAGAUGCAAUGCACUUUGGCCACAUGAAAGGUGUGGGCAUGAGAUCUCUGCAUAGUGGUAUGGGGCCUCCACAGAGUCCUAUGGACCAGCACAGUCAAGGAUACAUAUCCCCCCAUCCAUCACCCAUGGGUGUCCAUGAGCAUGCCUCCAGUCCCAUGUCAGGAGGAGGAGGUGGUGGGGGACCCACACCUCCCCACAUGCCUCCAUCCCAGUCAGGCCCUAUGAUGCCCAUGGAUCCCCAGGGAGCCAUGCCCAACAUGUCCAGCAUGGGCCAGCAGGGGAGGGGACCUUCUGCCUUCAGUCCAGUCCAGCUGCAGCAGCUCAGAGCUCAGAUUUUGGCCUACAAGAUCUUGGGCCGUGGGCAACCCCUGCCUGAAAACCUUCAACUGGCUGUUCAGGGCAAGAGAAGCCUACCCACAAUGCAACAGCAGCAGCAGCAGCAACAGCAACAGCAGCAGCAGCAGCAGCAACCACCCCAGCAGCAGGCAUCUAGUGGAAGUCCUUACAACAGGCCCACAGGUAUGCCAAUGGUACCUAUAGGUGGUCCCCAGUCAAGUCCUUGCCCUACCCCAGUCAUGCCAGUACACAAUCAAAGCACAGGACCCAAGCCUUGGUCCGAUGGUCAGGUUGGUGAAAAUCAAGUCAAUGCUCAGAAGCACCUCACCCCUGCUGCCAGUGGACGCCCGUCCCCUGCACCAGCUCAGCCCUCUGCUGUGCCACCGGGGCCCAUGCCGGGCAGCUCAGUGACCCCUCAGCCUCCCGGGCAGCAGGUUUCCCCCAUGCUCCAGAUGCAGCAGAAACAGAACCGCAUCACGCCAAUCCAGAAGCCUCAGGGUUUGGACCCAGUGGGGAUCUUGCAGGAGAGAGAGUACAGAUUACAGGCACGGAUUGCACAUCGAAUCCAGGAACUGGAAAGUUUGCCUGGCUCUCUGCCCCCUGACCUGAGGACUAAAGCCACAGUGGAGCUGAAGGCACUGCGUCUGCUCAACUUCCAGCGGCAGCUAAGACAGGACGUGGUGGCAUGUAUGAGGCGCGACACAACCCUGGAGACGGCCCUUAAUUCAAAGGCUUACAGACGCAGCAAGCGUCAGACGCUGAGGGAGGCACGAAUGACUGAGAAGCUGGAGAAACAGCAGAAGCUCGAGCAGGAGAAGAAGCGCAGGCAGAAACAUCAGGAGUAUCUCAACAGUAUCCUUCAGCAUGCUAAAGACUUCAAAGAAUAUCACCGCUCAGUGUCUGGUAAAAUCCAGAAACUUACUAGAGCUGUUGCCAAUUGGCACACCAACACAGAACGGGAGCAGAAGAAGGAGACUGAAAGAAUCGAGAAAGAGAGGAUGAGGAGACUUAUGGCUGAAGAUGAAGAAGGCUACCGAAAACUAAUUGACCAAAAGAAAGACAAGCGUCUAGCGUACUUGCUCCAGCAGACGGAUGAAUAUGUGGCCAACCUCACCACCUUGGUGUAUGAACACAAAGCUGCCCAAGCUGCCAAAGAGAAGAAGAGGAGGAAGAAGAGAAAGAAGAAGGUGGAUGGAGAUGGUGAAGGAACCAGUGCCAUUGGUCCUGAUGGAGAGCCCAUGGAUGAGAGCAGCCAAAUGAGUGAGCUGCCGGUCAAAGUGAUUCAGACGGAGACUGGGAAGGUUUUGCAGGGAACGGAUGCUCCCAAAUCCAGCCAGCUGGAGGCCUGGCUUGAGAUGAAUCCUGGUUAUGAAGUCGCCCCACGGUCAGACAGCGAGGAAAGCGGCUCGGAGUUUGAGGAGGAGGAGGAAGAGGAAAUGGCAAAGGCAGAAACGGAGGAGAAGAUGGAUCCGAAUGGAGACGUAGUGUGUGUGACGGCUGCCAAGCACAUCAUUGAAUCAGCCAAGCAGGACGUGGAUGAUGAGUACAGUGUUCCUACUGGACAAACCAGCUCCCAGUCUUAUUAUGGUGUGGCCCAUGCUGUCGUUGAGAGGGUGGAGAAGCAGUCAUCACUGAUGAUCAACGGAACACUCAAACAUUACCAGAUCCAGGGGCUUGAGUGGAUGGUGUCCCUGUACAACAACAAUCUAAACGGGAUCCUGGCUGAUGAAAUGGGGCUUGGCAAAACCAUCCAAACCAUCGCCCUUAUCACCUACCUGAUGGAGCACAAGAGGCUCAACGGUCCCUUUCUCAUCAUCGUUCCUCUCUCGACUUUGUCUAACUGGGUCUAUGAACUUGACAAGUGGGCACCCUCUGUGGUCAAAAUUGCUUACAAGGGCACCCCUGCUAUGCGCCGUGGUUUUGUGCCUCAACUCCGCAGCGGAAAGUUCAAUGUCUUGCUCACCACCUACGAAUACAUCAUCAAGGACAAGCAAAUACUGGCCAAGAUUCGUUGGAAGUAUAUGAUUGUGGAUGAGGGUCACCGCAUGAAGAACCACCACUGUAAGCUGACCCAGGUGUUGAACACUCACUAUGUGGCUCCACGCCGUCUACUCCUCACCGGUACACCACUGCAGAACAAGCUACCCGAGCUAUGGGCCCUACUCAACUUUCUCCUGCCCACCAUCUUCAAAAGCUGCAGCACCUUUGAGCAGUGGUUCAAUGCCCCGUUCGCCAUGACAGGGGAGAGGGUGGACCUAAAUGAGGAGGAAACCAUCCUGAUUAUUCGGCGUUUGCAUAAGGUGCUCCGGCCAUUCCUGCUACGCAGACUGAAGAAAGAAGUGGAGUCACAACUGCCAGAGAAGGUGGAGUAUGUCGUAAAAUGUGACAUGUCUGCUAUACAGAAGGUUCUGUACCGCCACAUGCAGAAAGGCAUCCUUCUCACUGAUGGUUCAGAAAAAGAUAAGAAGGGCAAAGGAGGAGCAAAGACCUUAAUGAACACCAUCAUGCAGCUGAAGAAGAUCUGCAACCAUCCAUACAUGUUCCAGCACAUUGAGGAAUCUUUUGCUGAGCACUUGGGCUAUCCAAAUGGCAUCAUCAGUGGGCAUGAUCUGUAUCGAGCUUCUGGGAAGUUUGAGCUCCUGGAUCGCAUCCUGCCGAAGCUACAGGCCACCAACCACAGAGUCCUGCUGUUCUGCCAAAUGACUUCUCUCAUGACAAUCAUGGAGGACUAUUUCAGCUACCGUAACUUUCAUUAUCUACGUCUUGAUGGGACCACCAAGUCUGAGGACCGUGCAGCACUGCUGAAGAAAUUUAAUGAGGAAGGAUCUCAGUACUUCAUCUUCCUGCUCAGUACCAGAGCCGGUGGGCUCGGCCUCAACCUGCAGGCUGCAGACACUGUUGUCAUCUUUGACAGUGACUGGAACCCACACCAGGACCUUCAGGCUCAGGACCGGGCUCACCGCAUCGGUCAGCAGAAUGAGGUACGUGUGCUUCGUCUCUGCACCGUCAACAGCGUGGAGGAGAAAAUCCUGGCAGCUGCCAAAUACAAACUCAAUGUGGAUCAGAAGGUCAUCCAGGCAGGCAUGUUUGACCAGAAGUCCUCAAGCCAUGAGCGCCGUGCCUUCCUCCAGGCCAUUUUAGAGCAUGAGGAGCAGAAUGAGGAAGAAGAUGAAGUACCCGAUGAUGAAACCCUUAACCAGAUGAUAGCCCGCAAUGAAGAUGAAUUUGAACUGUACAUGCGCAUGGAUAUGGAUCGACGCCGGGAGCACGCCAGGAAUCCAAAGCGCAAGCCUCGUCUAAUGGAGGAGGAUGAGUUGCCUUCUUGGAUCAUCAAAGAUGACGCUGAGGUAGAGCGACUCACAUAUGAAGAGGAGGAGGAGAAGAUGUUCGGCCGAGGGUCACGCUGUCGUCGGGAUGUGGACUACAGUGAUGCACUGACCGAAAAGCAGUGGCUGCGGGCCAUUGAGGAUGGAAACCUGGAAGAGAUGGAGGAGGAGAUCAGACUGAAAAAGCGCAAACGUAAGAGGCGUCAGGACAAGGACUCAUCAAGCAGAGAUGAAGGGGGCUCCAAGGCCAAGAAGAGACGUGGUCGUCCACCAGCUGAGAAACUCUCCCCAAACCCCCCCAAGCUUACCAAGCAAAUGAACACCAUCGUUGACACAGUCAUCAACUACAGAGAUGGGUCAGGAAGACAACUAAGUGAAGUCUUCGUCCAGUUACCCUCCAGGAAGGAGCUCCCAGAAUAUUACGAGCUGAUUCGAAAACCUGUGGACUUCAAAAAGAUCAAGGAUCGGGUGAGAAACCAUAAAUACAGGAGUGUGGGAGACUUGGAGAAGGAUGUGAUGCUGCUUUGUCACAACGCCCAGACCUUCAACCUGGAGGGAUCCCAGAUAUACGAGGACUCUAUUGUCCUUCAGUCUGUGUUUAAGAGUGCAAGGCAGAAAAUUGCCAAGGACGAAGACAGUGAAGAUGACAGCGAAGAGGAUGAUGAUGACGAGGAUGAGUCAGAGGCGGAGGCCAAGUCGGUGCGGGUUAAGAUCAAGCUGAGUAAAGAGGGGCGCAGCCAUGACAAAGGCAAGAAGAGGCAAAGCCGAGGAAAGGCCAAGCCGGUGGUCAGCGACGACGACAGCGAAGAAGACCAGGAUGACAAUAUCCCCACCAUGAGCUUCUGGCCAGAAACUCAGUCUUGGCAGGAGGAGAGGCUGUGAGGAAAGGAUCAGUCAGACAAGAGCAAGAGCGAUGAUGACUGAGGCCAUGAGGAUAUUGUUUGUCACACUUAAAAGGACAAUACCUUCAGUUAAUGUUGUUCGGGUUCAUAUUUUGUUUUUUGUUUCGUUUGUUUGUUUGCGUUUUUUGAAAUAUACUUCAUCGUCACUCUGACGUGUGUUUUGUCACCUUUUUUCCUCACCAGCUUGGAAAUGUAUUAUUAAGAAUUGAUAAGCUACAGCAAUACCAAUCUGCUUAUAUUCCUGUUUUAAAGACAGUUUUGUAGUAUAUUUUUUAACUCUGUGCUUUAACAACUCUGUAUGAAAAAGGACAAAAAAAAGAAACCCAAGAACAUUUUGUCAUGCUAUAUGCGCUUUAGCUGUAUUUGUACUUACUUGCUUGCACUUUUAGAAAAGACACAUUGGGAGCCAGUGGCGAUUUAAAAAAAAGAAAAGGCAAUCAAUCAAAUUUUUUAUGUAUUUUAUUUUUGUUUAAAUUCAUUGUUUCAUCUGGUGCAGUGCCAAAUGUUGGGAUGUAGAGAAAUUGAUUGUUUACUAAAUCCCUCCCCCAACCAAUGAUCGUCCAGUCAUAGUUAGCUAGCACUGGCACGAGAGUGUCACGGAUUUCUCGAGAAAGAUGGAUUUUAAGAAUUUUUGUUGUUGUUGUGUUGUUUUUCAAACAUAAAACAUACAACAUAAAAGAGCAAAAAUUCAAGUAAUUUAGUAUAUUUAAGUAAUGAAACGGUAUUGUUAAUCUGCUCUAACAGCAAACGUGAUUUUCUGGCCUGAAAGUCCUUUGCAAAUAAAAUAUAUUAUUAUCCUCAUUGAUAAUACAAAGACUAGUUAGCAAUCCUCUGUGCUGCCAAAAUUUAGCAGCUCUGCUAUGAGACGAUAUGAUUUUGAGAGUGUGAACUAUUUUUCAAGUCUAUAUAUCUUACAGCCAGCGCAACAAAACGAAACAGUUGUUGCUCGAUGACGUGAAAAUUAAUUUGAAAUGGCCAUAAAUGCUAAAUGCUUUUUUAAACUGCAUAUUAAUAAAACUGUAAUCUUGCAUUAUGUAGGCAUCACAUCAUUUAAGUAAGUCCUUGUGUUUCAGUUAACCUUUGUUCUGAAGUGUUAUCAGAGCAGAAGCUUUGAACUUUGUUUUAACAAUUUUAAUUACUCACUGAGAAAAGAGUGUUUAGGCUAUUUUGACUGUGAAAAUGGCCUUCAGAGCAGUAUUUCAUUUUAGGCAGCAGAUUAAUGGGGAAACGCCUUGUCUUGUUAAGUAAAACCAGCGUCUGUCGUAGCAGUACAUGUAGCUUUUUAAAAGCGUCCAAUAGCAUGUUGCACCAUAUGGUCCUAAACCAACUGUAAAGAACCGAGUCUUGGCUGACUUUUCGCAGGCAAUUAAAGGCAGUAGACAAAGACAAAUUUUACAAAGAGCACAGCUUUAGGGAUUUAAAAUCAAAAUUAAAUGACAUUGAAUAUAACUGUAUUUUAAACAAUGUCGUGAUUGACAUUUUAAUUGAGGUGUUUGUGUUCCCAUUUUAUUGGUUUAUAUGUUGUUUGUAGCAUGGACUCUUGGCAAUAUACUAUGUACAUGCAGAUAUAUCUUUUUUUGUGUAAUAUGUGCUUGCAGACUCUCCAUAAGUGUGACUUAAUCUUUGCUUUCUUUGCACAGUGUCUUUGUGGUUGUAUCUCUUAGCCCAGGGCAAAUAAAAUCCCACUGAUUUUGAGCACAAAAAA